AUGGCAAGAAUAAUAUAUUGUUUAAAGAAAAAUAAGACAAUUACGGGAUCCUUCAUUGAAAAACAUAUUCUAGAUGGACCUAGUAGUACUAGAAUAAUUGUUAUUUAUUUCUAAAAUAACGUAUCUUCAAAUAAAGAGAAUUACUAUUGUAAUUGCCAGGAAUAGGAAAUGGAGCUGAUCGAUUGGAGGAUAAAUUGA
Paramecium pentaurelia is the source of this 198-nucleotide messenger RNA. Lineage: Eukaryota; Ciliophora; Oligohymenophorea; Peniculida; Parameciidae. The record is from the annotation of a GenBank genome assembly.